This is a messenger RNA of Symbiodinium natans, 2037 nucleotides long. The record is from the annotation of a GenBank genome assembly. NCBI's taxonomy places the organism in Eukaryota, Dinophyceae, Suessiales, Symbiodiniaceae.
AUGGCAUUGGUCAACAACUCCGAGGCGCGUGCAGAUGUUCAGUCUGAACUGGCUACGCUGGUGCAGGAUGCGCUGAGGUUGGAAACGCAAUUGCAAAAUGCUCGCGGAGGGCGUGGAGUGCUAGAGUCACCACCAGUUGGCUGUGCCACCUCUGACGAGAUCUGCGAGAAGUCGGAGAGAAGUAGUGCUCUUCAUGUUCAGUCUCAACUGGCUACGCUGGUGCAGGAUGUGCGGAGGUUGGAAGCACAAUUGCAAAAUGCUCGCGGAGGGCGUGGAGGGCUAGAGCCACCACCAGUUGGCUGUGCCCCUGACGAGUCGGAGAAAGGUAGUACUUUUCAUGUAUUUCAAGGUUGGCUGCAGCAGGAGCUGCACGCUCACGAAGAACGUCUCAGGAACGGAUUCAUCGAGGAUCUGUCCCAGUUUUUCAGGCAAGGGCCUUUGCAAUUGGCCCUGCCAGAGUCGGAGUGCCAGGAUGAGCUCGAGACUGCAAGCCCACACAGGCCGAAAGCUGCACCUUCAACGGCGUUGCCAGCCAAGCUGGCACCGCUCGAUGAUGAGCAACGAGAGGCCGAGCCCGACAAGGAGACGAAACUGCCGGGUAUGGUGCCUGAUGAGAUGGGCGCCCCGAAGUCAAGGAAGUCCCGCUUCGCCGGACCAAAUGUAGCCGAGGGUCGCAAGUCUCUCAAGUCCAUGGCGCGCGGGGCAGCUUUUGGAGGCGUCGAGAACAUCGCCCCAUGCCCUGUUGUACCAGACGCAGACCCGAAGCCCCUGCAGCCAGAGGAGGCGCAGGACUCAUCUGACUUAUCUGCAGCAAUGAGCGUGUUACACAGACUGCGCGAGUUUGUGCGUCGCAGCUUUGUGGAGAAUACUUGCUUUGGCUAUGUUAUUAUUGCUUUCAUUGUGUUGAACGCGGUGAUGAUGGGCAUCCAAGCUGACUGGAUGGUUUCAAACAUCGGCCAAACAGCGCCAGAGAUUUUCGAUAUCUUUGAGAACAUUUUUGCGUUCAUUUUCACUUGCGAGCUGAUAAUGCGCAUCUUUGUCUACCACAUCAAUUUUUUCCGCACAACGGAAUGGAAGUGGAACUUAUUCGAUUCAGUUGUCGUCGGCCUACAGCUAGUUGACAUUAUCUCAACACUGGCUGUUGGGGACGAGAAUGUGUCGACAGAGACUGGCAAUCUGUCAUUCAUGAGAAUCAUCCGCUUGAUGCGCCUACUCCGGAUUCUCCGCCUUAUGCGUCUGCUACGCUUCGUCCAAGAGCUGCGAUCAAUGGUGAUGUCCAUCGUAGCUUCGCUGAAGUCGCUGAUGUGGACGAUCAUCUUAUUGGCAUUCUUGAUGUACGGCGUCGGAGUCUGCUUGACGCAGAUGAUUGCUGACAAAGGCUUGGAGGAGCCCCAGAUCAUGGUGCUCGCUCCGCAGAUGAAGAGCUACUACGGAUCGCUGCCUCAAGCUUUGGUCUCCCUUUUUGCUGGCAUUACGGGCGGCAUUGAUUGGGCUGAUCUUCUGGAACCCUUGGAAGAACAAAUUUCGCCGUGGCUGGCAGUUGUUUUCGUUCUUUAUAUUGCUUUUGCUGUGCUGGCGAUGAUGAACGUGGUAACAGGUAUCUUCGUCGAAUCAGCCUUGCAGUCCACUAGGGAAGAUGAGGAGAAGGAAGUCCGGGCACAGCUCGAUGAGAUGUUCAAGCAUGUGGACAAAGAGAAGAAUGGAACCAUAUCUUGGCAGGAAUUCGUCCAGUCGCUGGAAAACCCUGACAUGAAGAGAUGCUUCGAGAGCUUAGGCUUUGACAUGGAAGAGGAUUGUUCGGCGCUCUUCCGGGUACUCGAUGACGGCGACGGCGAGUGUACGCUGGACGAGUUCAUCGGCGGGAUUCUCCGGUGCAAAGGUCCUGCACGGGCAUUCGAUCAGAUGGCAAUGCAGGCCAUGAUGAAGCAGCUGGACCACAAGGUUUCGAGAAUCAUGAAGUCAAUGGUCGAUCUUGGAUGCACGAACUCCAUCAAACCACAGGGCUCCGAGGGCUCAAAGACGAGAAGUGGCGAGUAA